This is a messenger RNA of Lindgomyces ingoldianus, 627 nucleotides long. RefSeq lists its product as uncharacterized. The transcript has a single exon. Lineage: Eukaryota; Fungi; Ascomycota; Dothideomycetes; Pleosporales; Lindgomycetaceae. The record is from RefSeq and is a predicted model, not a curated record. Gene Ontology annotation, molecular function: protein binding. Bases 1 to 627 code for a protein of 208 amino acids.
AUGGUUCAGCCACUGGGCUCACAGCUCGCUGGUUCCGGGAUUCUUAAUGACUGGCCUCAGGGGGUGGUCUAUUUGCUCGCACCGUCUUAUUCUAAAAAGCUGCCGGAUGUGGCAAUUAGAAGUCUCAUCGUUGCCAGAUCUGACUUACCAGCAACUGAACAGCUCAGGAAAACAAAAGGCCCGUAUGCCAACACCAGAAUAACGCGGAUUGUUACUCCUUCUCACCCUGCUAAUGGUCAAUAUGGCCUUUUCGCUCGCCAACACCUUCCGCCGGACUCGUUCAUUCUCCCAUAUCUAGGCUACGUUCAUGACAAGACUGACACUGAUGAGCAAUCCGACUAUGACCUAUCUCUGGAUCGCAACCUCGGUAUCGGCGUUGAUGCGUCUAAGAUGGGUAAUGAAGCUAGGUUUAUCAACGACUACCGUGGAGUUUCGACGGGACCGAAUGCUGAAUUUCGCGACUUUUUCGUUGACAUCGGGAACGGCAAAGGAGAAAAGAGAAUUGGAGUAUUUGUCCUCAGUGUAGGUAAGAGUGGGAAGAGAGUGAAAGGCAUCGCAAAGGGUGAAGAGAUCCUGAUCAGCUACGGCAAAGGAUUCUGGACCGAGCGCCAGAAGACCCAAGAGUAG